AUGCGACUCCCCGGGAUGUGUGCGCAGGCGCAGAUGGCUGAGCCACGGCAGGGGGUGAGGCUGCUGAGUACUGGGGCGUCUGAAGAGGACCGCAGUGGAUGCUCCGGAUCCCGAGAGCGUCGGAGAGAGCGAAUCCAGAUGGGGCGGCCCGGGAGGAAACCAGGAGGCCGAGCCGGGCCUGGUAAUUUGGGGGGACUCCUCCCUUUUCCAAAAGAGGAACCCAGACGACGAGGUUCAUCUCUCACAAGUCUCAAAGCCAUGUCUAAGGGGUCCCUGUCACUCAAGGAUGUGACCGUGGACUUCACCCAGGACGAGUGGCAGCAGCUGGAUCCUGCUCAGAAGGCGCUCUACAGGGAUGUGAUGUUGGAAAACUAUGGCCACCUCAUCUCCGUGGGAUUUCACAUAACAAAGCCUGAUAUGAUCCGAAAAUUGGAACAAGGAGAAGAGCUAUGGACAGAGAGAAUGUUCCCAAGUCAAAGCUAUCUAGGUGUGCAAGUGCUCUAUCUGCAUGUACACCUGCAUGUACACCUGCAGGCCAGAAGAGGGCAUCAGAUCCCACUAGAGAUGGUUGGGAGCUACCGUGUGCGUGCUGGGAAUUGCACUCAGGACCUCUGGAAGAGCAGCCAGUGCUCUUAACCGCUGAGCCAUCUCAACAGCCCCACGGAACUUUCUCCACUCUUAGUUCUUGACUUUGUAAAAGUCCUGUGAAUGAUAAUAGUCUGAUCUAGUCUCAAAUAGGGAUUUCUUUGUUUUACAUGAAUAACUUCAAGUAGAUGUUUCAGCCCAUUUCUCUCACUAUAAUGGCAUAUUUUAAUUUGUUAGGAAAGCAGCAUGAUUAAAUUAGAUAUUUCACAUAAUAUAGCCAUGUUAAAAUACUAGUUGUUUGGGGCUGGAGACAUGGCUCAGAGGUUAAAAGAAUGUAUUGCUUGUGCAGAGGACCUGAGUUUGAGUCCCAGCACCCAUAUUGUCACUGCUCUAGUUGGCAGUGUGAACCUGGGAGAGUGGAGCCUAAAAAUGAGGUGGACUAACUUCUCAUGUAACAGCCAACUUUAUCCAGGGUACCAGACAGUUCAUACUCUGAGGGCACUCUGAGGGUUAAACCAGGUCAUGUGAACAAAGUUCCCUGGAGUUCACGGGACAGUCACAAGGGCAAGGACACAUUAGUUCACACUGUAUACAGUCAAGAGGACAGCUCAUGCUUGGAAAUAACGUUCUGAAUAAUGGUGAGUAAAAUGAUGGGUAAUCUGAAGUAAACCACUCCUAUUUACUACACCUGGGAGGGGCAUGAAAGCAGAUUCCAAGAACAACCCACGUUAUGGAGGAACAGAGGUUACAAGACUCUUGUCUUGUUUUCUUGCAAGCACUCAGAAAUCUCACACAGCUUCAUCCAUGGACCGUGUUCUGACACCUGUACCUCCAGUUCCAGGGGAUCUGAUGCCUCUGACUUCCUUGAUCACUUGCAUUCAUGUGUGCAUAACACACACACACAGGGUUGGGGGGUGGGGCUUUGAGAAUAUUUAAAAUAAAUAGCAGGACCUAGGCAGUGGCGGUGCACACCUUUGAUCCCAGUACUCGGGAGGCAGAAGCAGGCGGAUCUCUGUGAGUUCGAGGCCAGUCUGGUCUAUAGAGUGAGUUCCAGGACAGACAGGACUGUUACACAGAGAAACCCUGUCUCAAAAAACAAAACAAAACAAUAACAAUAAUAAUAAUAAUAAUAAACAAGUAUUUGAAAUAUUUCUUAAGUGGGCAAUAAUUUUAUUCUAACUUCAGGAAAUACUUCUCUGAAUUUAUUUUCCAAUUUUAUUCCAGUUUCAGAACAAUUAGACUUUGUGGAUAACAGCAUGUCCCUGGAGGUGUUUGAGGUUCUUAGGGAGAAAAUAUAACUCCACUUACUAAUAUGAACAAAUUUUCAGUUUCUUAGAAGUACAGAUAAGUGGAAUUGUACUUGUGUAAGUUUUACACUCUAAAUAAUAUGUGAGCUUCACUCCUGCUGUCAUUUUGUACUGCAGUUUACCCCCACCUCUACCUUAAAAAAACCCUAGGUACAUAGGGAAACCCUGUCUCAACACAACAAAACAAAAACCACGAACUACCCUUGCUGGGCCCACCUUAUCUGUAUGAAUCUCCCCCUUCCAAAGCCCCCUCUCACCGCCAUCUAUCUUUGCUGUUAUACUUGUUUAUCCUUGCAUGUGUUAUACUUGUUUAUCCUUGCAUGUGUUAUACUUGUUUUUCCUUGCAUGUGUUAUACUUGUUUAUCCUUGCAUGUGUUAUACUUGUUUAUCCUUGCAUGUGUUAUACUUGUUUAUCCUUGCAUGUGUUAUACUUUUCCUAUGCAGCUUAUAUUUGCAGGAAAAAAAUGCAACUUUGUUUUAAAGGUUUUUUCCUCCUUCAGUGGCUUACCAGGACUGUGUUUGUUGUGUAGGUUUCCCACCCUAGGAGAUAACUAAGGGGCAAGAAUAUAGAUCAGUUGGUAGAACACUUGCCUACCAUGCUGGAAGCCCUGACUUGAAUCCCCAGUACUACACAAGUGGGGAGUGCUGACGACACAUGUCUUUAAUCUUAGCAGUGGUGUGUGUGUGUGUGUGUGUGUGUGUGUGUGUGUGUGUGUGUGUGUGUGUGUGUGAAGAGAAGGAUCAGAAAUUGAAGUCACCAACCUUUGGCUACAUAGCAACUUCAAGAUCAACAUCUACAUAAGACCUUGUCUCAAAAAUAAAAGAUUUAUUCUAUUCAUUUUGUAAACCAUAAUAACAAGACAUCAUGGUGUGUGUGUGUGUGUGUGUGUGUGUGUGUGUGUGUGUGUGUGUAUUUUAAGAAUUGCUAAUUAAUUAUAUUCUU
Molecule: messenger RNA, 2835 nt
Organism: Peromyscus californicus insignis
Lineage: Eukaryota; Metazoa; Chordata; Mammalia; Rodentia; Cricetidae
Gene: Znf382
Product: zinc finger protein 382
Exons: 5
Coding region: 1-636 (211 amino acids)
Biological process (GO): regulation of transcription by RNA polymerase II
Molecular function (GO): RNA polymerase II cis-regulatory region sequence-specific DNA binding; DNA-binding transcription factor activity, RNA polymerase II-specific
Source: RefSeq, a predicted model, not a curated record